Molecule: messenger RNA, 594 nt
Organism: Dovyalis caffra
Lineage: Eukaryota; Viridiplantae; Streptophyta; Magnoliopsida; Malpighiales; Salicaceae
Source: the annotation of a GenBank genome assembly
AUGACAACCACUUUAGACUGCUACGAAGCAACUUUGGACUCUGAUGUCAAUGCUUCAAUGGUAACAGAUGAGUCUCCAUUCAAGGAAUAUGUUAAGCACAAGGUAGUGAGUGCAGUGUCGGGGGCUGGGCAGCUGAAGUUACUGCCGUUUCGCUCUGUAUUUUCCUUUGACACCAACUCUCAGACGAUCAUUAGAGACUUCCCGUACUUAGCUGACAAUUUUGAUCAACAUGGGGUAUCGGUAAAUGGAGCUCUACAUUGGGUCUGCCAUUAUUAUGCUGGUGCAGAAUAUGGUUAUCGUCGAAUAAAUGUGAUAUUGUCCUUUGAUGCGAAAGAGGAGAAAUUCAUUGAAGUGCCGAAACCCUGCAAUUCUAUCUUUAGUGAUGACAGAAUUAUGGAACAGAUGGAACUGUUAUUGACUUUCAUGCCUUUAUGCAAAGACAAUUCUGAGCAUAAUGUGGGAAUAUCCACGCAACUUCCUGCGACAGGGGAUUUUCUUACAUUAUGUGUGGAAUGCCUGAAUCCUUUGUCUGGCCAUGACAACAAAAUCUUUGUUAAAAAUGUUGACUUCUUGUUGAUUGGCCCUGCUAAUUAG